CACACAUACACACAUACACACACACACACACACACACACACACACACACACACACACACACACACACACACACACACACACACACACACACACACACACACACACACACACACACACACACGAACACGGAACAUAACGAAACAGUGCCCCUGGAAGUAGUGCUACGAGGCUCAAGAAACAAACAAUAAUGGCUCUGAGACAGGCCUGAGGAAUACACAUAUGGAUGGUCCUCCGGAGACGACUGAGACCAAGGAAGAGGAUUUAUGAGACAAAUAACAAGAAAGAAGCUAACAUAUGAAACCAAACAGAAAGACACACAUCCAUUUGGGGCUUUAGAAUCCUCGACGAUACAGUGACCCAAGAUGAGAAAUCCCUGGGAAGAAGUGCCACUUAGUCCACACAGGCAUUUGAACGCGCUGACGUCUGAAGCCCCCGGGCAAGAGAGCCUGGACUGGAAGGAUGUGUGGUACCGCCUGGACGAUGGAAGAGGCAGGAUCAACCUCUCUGACUUGGAGAACCGCGUCUCCAGGACCACCAACAACACGCAGGCCAUCGCCCAAGCCCUCAGUCUCUUGGGGAGAGCUGACGUCAAGAAGAGUGGCUUCGUCGAGUAUGCGCAGUUUAAGGACUUUUACAACACAACACUACCGGCCACCUCCUGGGAGCGGGCAGUCCUGGCGCGGGUGGCACUCGACGUUAACGACCUAACCAUCUCGUUCGACGAAGAGGCCGUGUACAGCGCCUGGGUAGAACUGGUGAACUACAUGCAUACAACGCCGUCCAACCUAGACUUCAACUGGCUAUGGCUCCUGCCUUCAGACUACGACAGGACGCGUCUUCCUCACUCCGUCUACUACAAGAGCGACCUGGUCCACCCCUGGAGGCUGCGGGAGUGGCUCUUGAGGACCAAGGCCGCCGACGACCUUCCCAACAUAACGGUGAUCAAGCUGCUGGAGAAAUGUGAGGACUCCCUGCAGGAAGCCGACGCUAACAGAGACGGCUAUAUUGAGUACAAGGAAUUCCUGAGAUUUGUGACGACCACGACGACAGCGUACCGCGGCAGCACGGUACUGCGGCGGGGUGCGCUGGGGGUACUGCCUCGUAGCGAGCGUACCUUGGCGAAGAGACGGUACCUGGAGGAGUGCUCAUGCUGUCCUCCGCCGCUCUUCAUGCUUCUCAUCACUGUGGCCGAGAUCACCACCUUCAUAUAUUACGUAAUAGACAUGCAGGAGCCUAUACAAGGCAACGAGCCUGCCCCCACCUACUCCCCGUUAGUAUUCAACCCACGGAGACGGUACGAAGCUUGGCGGUACGUCUCCUACCCUCUCAUACAUUCAGGGUGGGUGCACCUGGUGAACAACCUGGCGGUGCAGAUGGUGCUGGGGGUGCUGCUGGAGCUGGUCCACACCUGGCGGGUGGCCGUCAUCUACCUGGCAGGGGUGGUGGCCGGGUCGCUGGCCCACUCCCUCUAUACUCCGACCUUCAUACUGUGUGGGGCGUCGGGAGGCGUCUAUGCCGUCGAGUACGCCCACCUCGGCAAUCUUUUGAUGAAUUGGUCAGAGAUGGAGGUCCCUUGGAUCCAGCUGACUGUGAUUCUGGUAGUGAUGAGCCUCGACCUGGGAUACGCUGUAUGGGACACUACCACCAAUCCCAAUACCAGUACUGGCCACAUGGCGCACCUGGCAGGGGCUAUGGCCGGGCUCCUGGUGGGGGUCGUGGUCCUCAGGAACCUCCACAAGGAGAGAUGGGAGACGUACUGCUGGUGGACCUCCCUGGUGCUCUUCCUAGUCCUUGUUACCUCCGGGGUCCUUCUCAACGUCUUCCUCCCAAUCCCGGAGUUCUUUCCAGAGAACGACUGGUCGCCCAUCUCCAAGAACCGAGAGGACUGGAUGUGGCAGCAUGAGCUCUAGUCUGUUGUCGGCUCAUGUCGCGGACAUUUCCUGGAGAACAACCUCUUUUACGUGUGUUGCAAACCCGAGUUGAUUGGAUAAAGCAUCUUAAAUGGAGAUCUUCGCGAUGCAAGCCAGGGGCAGCCACGCCAUAAACUCCAGAGGGACGCGUGCAGCUGAAUUCGACGACGGCGUCCGCAAAAUUUUUGACAAUUUAUAUCGCACAAAAGGGGAAGAUUAAAUGGGGAAAAUAGUGGGCGCGAUGCUUCUCAAUUCGGUUUUUGCCACAAUAAGAGAAUUAAAUAUAGAGAAAAACGAUGAUUUUUAACGUUUGCGUGAUUAUAUAAAACAGGGAAUCUACACAGUUUAUUGAAUGAUUAUAAUAAUGGAAAUAUGGCGCACUUAUUUUUUGUUAAUUGAAGACGUAUUCUGAAAGAGGACGAUUAAUUUAUAAUUACACAAUUGUACUCUAAGAGAAAUAAAGUUUUCAAGUUUU
Molecule: messenger RNA, 2385 nt
Organism: Procambarus clarkii (red swamp crayfish)
Lineage: Eukaryota; Metazoa; Arthropoda; Malacostraca; Decapoda; Cambaridae
Product: rhomboid-related protein 2
Cellular component (GO): membrane
Molecular function (GO): serine-type endopeptidase activity; calcium ion binding
Source: RefSeq, a predicted model, not a curated record